AGUCACUCCUGUGGCGUUGACCCAUGUGCGACACAGCUGUAUUUUUACGUGCAAGAUCAUUCACAUCUUUGAUGUCUGUCAAUUUGUCCUAGAGAGUGUAUCAUGUCUUCGACCAUUCAGGAUCUCGUUGAUAUUACGCGGAUUCAAAAAGCCGAAUUCUCGUCGGCGCAAAAGUUGAUAUUAAAGCUUUAUGCGGAGAAUGCACCAGAAAGGUGCAGCGCGGCAAAGGCGCUAGGCGCAAUGACGCUAUGCUCAAAGGGCCAUUCUAUUCGAACGUUCGCCAUCCGAUCGUUGACGAAGUUGCUCGAGGGCGAGAAGGAUUCGCAGGUCAAAAUAGAAGCUGCCAAAUCGUUGGAAAUUUUGCAAGCUAAAAAGACGCCCCAGAGAGAAAAAUCUAAGUUUGAAAAUUCGAACGGGAAAGAGCCAAAUCUGCAAGGCGCACACACGGACCAAGCUGAGGUCGACAAUCGUACUUUUGCAACAACGACAAACGAUUCGGAAGGAUCGAUCUGCAAAGUGAGAGAAUGUGAGAAUGUCGGAGACAAAACUUGCUUGAGUCAAUCCGACUUGAAUGUCCCUGGUCAUCCAACUUCUGUCUCAGAGGAACCAUUGCGAAUGUCAAAGAUCAAAAAAACGCCAUUUUGUUUUGGAGCCAAUCAAGAUCAGGUAGUCAAAAAGCUCAAGACAGCCGAUCAAGCUUCGACGAUAGAUUUGGCGCCUAGAAGCGUCAGACAUCCGCUGAAAAGGUCGUGGGGCAAUCUGAAGAUAAAUUCUAUACCUAAUCGCUUUUCCGACGCGAGUAAUUUGAAUGCGGUCCAGGCGUCAUCCAAAGUUAAUACUGAAAAGACAAGUCUUCCUUCGCCCAAGACGAAAGUUCAGCAAGAUCAAUGCACGUCCACCACCUCUUUUUCGUAUAAGGGAAUGCAUUCUGGAGAGUCGAAGGUGAGUGCGCCCCUGGGACGUAUCGCAAGUAGCGGCCGACCGACGUGUGCACCAAAGGCAACAGCUCACUCAAAGCUGGGCUUUCUAAGAGAAAAGCGUACGGAGAAAAAGCCCAAAAUGGAUGCUGAUUUAGUUGAUUGGGAUGCACAGGGUCUACGCACUUUAUCAGAGGAACAGAAAAAGGUCGUCAGAUGCGCUGUAGAGGGAGAAAGCUUUUUCUUUACAGGCGCUGCUGGAACAGGCAAAAGCCGCGCAUUGAAGGAAAUCGUGCGUGUUUUAAAUGAAAAGUACCAAGACAACGAAGUCCAGGUCACAGCGCCUACUGGCAUUGCGGCCGUCGCAUUGGGCGGAUGCACGACUCAUUCAUUUGCUGGCAUUGGUUUGGGUCAAGAUAAGGCUGAAGUGUUGAUUCGACGGAUUCUAUCCAACGUAAGAACUAAAAGUCGAUGGCUUGAUGUCCGCGUCUUGAUUAUUGAUGAGAUUAGUAUGAUGUCAGGAGAACUAUUCGACAAGCUCGAACACAUUGCUAGAAUUGUUCGAAACUCAUCCCAGCCAUUUGGAGGUAUUCAAGUCGUUUUGUGUGGAGAUUUUUUUCAACUUCCUCCCAUUUCCUCGAACUUUCAAGAUCAAAGUCCUAAAAAAGUGAGCUUCUGCUUUCAAAGCGAGGCGUGGUCUAGGGUCAUCCACCAUACCAUCUGCCUGACUACCGUUUUCCGGCAGUUCGGAGACGCCGAAUUCAUUGCGCUCUUGAACGAGGUCCGAAUCGGAAAAGUCUCGGAUAAUUCUUAUGCCAAGUUGCGAGCCUGCCAAAACACAACUUGGAACGACUCCAUUGAACCCACUCGUCUGUAUCCGCUCAAAUUUCAAGUCGAAAAAGAAAACACACUUCAUCUCGACAAGCUCUCAGGCAAGCCGGUCACCUUCAAGUCCAAGGACACGACAAAAUAUGCCCAGAGCAAUUAUCUCAAGGCACUGAACGAUUCAUGUGCAGCGCCCGCCGAGUUAGUACUCAAAAUUGGAGCGCAGGUCAUCUUGCUGAAGAAUCUAGUCGAAGGCGAACUGGUAAAUGGAUCCAGAGGAGUCGUUUUGGGAUUCAGGCCGCAAACAGAAGGCGCUGACAAGAAAUUGUUGAGCACAUUUUAUCCCAUCGUAGAAUUUGAAAACCAUAAAACGAAACUUAUCGUUCCGGAUCGGUUUUCAAUAAAAGUCGGAAACGAAGAAGUCGCCACCAGAGAACAAGUGCCUCUUACCUUAGCAUGGGCUCUAUCGAUACAUAAAGCACAAGGUAUGACGCUUUCAAGAGUGGAAAUAAGCUUGAAAUCCAUAUUCGAAUAUGGACAGGCCUACGUAGCUCUUUCAAGGGUGACAUGUAUGGCGGGGUUAAAAAUUUUGGAUUCAUUUUCUCGAGACGUGUUUCGAUCUCAUCCGGCGGCCAUUGAAUUCUACAAUUCACUUCAACCGCCAACUUCUGACUAGCAGUUUAGAAAUCGGGUUUCGGCUCCCAGGAUGCACGAUGCUCACUCUCUCUUCCGGAUCAGGCACCAGAAACCAGCAAACUCGGCUGAGAUGCUCGAAAGCGUGCGGCCCAAGAGCCGCAUGAAAAUGCCGGCCCCGUCGGCUUGACGACUGGGCCACUUUCUACCCAAACAAACAAUCUUCUAGUGCAGAAAUUCUGGAUCCCCUUACUGGUCGGAAAGCGAAAGAUGCCAGAUUUUGGCCGUGUUAUUUUGCAACUACACAGUAAAAAAAUAUGUCAGUAUUUGCGAUGUGCGUAUGAUCACUCAAUCACUCGAGAACAAGUGAGGAGAUAAAUAAUAGUGAAUCCGACCUUUUAUUUAUAACCCGUUUGUCAUGUUCUCUAAAUGUAUUUAAGAGUGUACAAAA
This is a messenger RNA of Schistocerca gregaria, 2826 nucleotides long. RefSeq names its product ATP-dependent DNA helicase PIF1-like. The record is from RefSeq and is a predicted model, not a curated record. Gene Ontology annotation, molecular function: DNA helicase activity; ATP hydrolysis activity. The transcript is spliced from 3 exons. Bases 103 to 2418 code for a protein of 771 amino acids. NCBI's taxonomy places the organism in Eukaryota, Metazoa, Arthropoda, Insecta, Orthoptera, Acrididae. Gene Ontology annotation, biological process: telomere maintenance; DNA repair.